Cucurbita maxima (winter squash) is the source of this 2484-nucleotide messenger RNA. RefSeq names its product bifunctional dihydrofolate reductase-thymidylate synthase-like. Gene Ontology annotation, molecular function: dihydrofolate reductase activity; thymidylate synthase activity. Gene Ontology annotation, cellular component: mitochondrion; cytosol. Bases 453 to 2039 code for a protein of 528 amino acids. The record is from RefSeq and is a predicted model, not a curated record. The transcript is spliced from 11 exons. Gene Ontology annotation, biological process: tetrahydrofolate biosynthetic process; dTMP biosynthetic process; one-carbon metabolic process. Lineage: Eukaryota; Viridiplantae; Streptophyta; Magnoliopsida; Cucurbitales; Cucurbitaceae.
UUUCGUUUGAAAGUUUACCUUAACCCUCGUUCUUUGAACGGGGAACUCUAUUUUUAUUGAAUAUCCUUUUUCCUAAAAUUAGAUUAAACGUCAUAGAAGUCUUUGUUUUGAACGUUUUAAAUUAAGGUAACAUCCAAUAUAUGCGUCGAUUUGUUGCUUUUCAGUGUUUAUAAACCUCUGAUCCAGGUGAAAAGAAUCUAUUUGGACGGAUUUAGUUUCUUCUUUAGUUGUUUUGGUUGUAAUCGUCCACCUUCAAUAAUGUGAAGCAAUAGUUUCGUUGGUUUCGGAUUCAUCUAGAUUUGGUUUACGAGUCUUCGCUCUAUCCCUUGGCAUCUGUAUAUGGAGAGUUUUUAAGCUAAGAGGUUCUACCCCACUUCUGUGGAAGUCGGGUGUGCGGGGGAAGAUCAUUCAAGUUACCAUCAUUUAGGUUUGGUCGAGUUUUUAGUUCUAAUAUGGCUGGUGAUCCUUUGACAAGCUCUGAUGGCAAUGCCAAUGUCAAUGCACAACCUGAUCCACGGAGGACGUAUCAGGUUGUUGUGGCGGCUACUGAAAAUAUGGGUAUUGGUAAGGAUGGGCAACUACCAUGGAUGUUGCCGUCUGAUCUCAAGUUUUUUAGAAACAUAACCACAACAACAUCGGAUCCAGGGAAAAGGAAUGCAAUUCUAAUGGGUCGAAAAACAUGGGAGGGUAUUCCUCCUGAGCGCCGACCACUACCAGGUCGUCUCAAUGUUGUUCUGACUCGCUCGGGGAGUUUUGACAUUGCCACCGUUGAAAAUGUCAUAAUAUGUGGUAGUAUAACGUCUGCUUUGGAGUUAUUAGCAGCUUCUCCGUACUGUUUGUCAAUAGAGAAAGUGUUCGUUAUAGGUGGAGGCGAGAUAUUAAGGGAAGCUCUGAAUGCCCCUGAAUGUGAUGCUAUCCACAUUACUGAAAUUGUGGCAAAUGUUGACUGUGACACCUUCAUUCCAGCUAUUGAUAAGUCUAUGUUUCAGCCAUGGUACUCGUCGUUUCCUGUGGUGGAAAAUAACUUUCAAUAUUCUUUCACUAGUUAUGUUCGUGUGAGGAGCUCGGUAGAAUCACCUAUUGAUCAGAACAAUGGCCCGAUCGGUAAUGACAAGCCUGAUUUUUCUAACUUUGAGGCUAAGAAGUUCUCUUUCCUACCGAAGGAGAUUUUUGAGAGGCACGAGGAGUACUUGUACUUAAAACUUGUUCAAGAAAUUAUCUCAAAUGGUACCGCUAAGGAAGAUAGAACAGGAACAGGUACUUUGUCAAGAUUCGGGUGUCAGAUGCGGUACAACUUGCGCAAAACGUUUCCGCUGCUUACAACUAAGAAAGUAUUUUGGCGAGGGGUCGUUGAAGAACUUCUUUGGUUCAUAAGUGGUUCGACGAAUGCAAAGGUUCUUCAGGAGAAAGGCAUUCAUAUUUGGGAUGGCAAUGCAUCGAGAGAUUACCUCGAUAGUAUUGGUUUGAAAGAAUGGGAGGAGGGCGACUUGGGACCUGUAUAUGGGUUCCAGUGGCGACACUUCGGUGCUAGGUAUACUGACAUGCAUGCUGACUAUACUGGUCAAGGAUUUGAUCAGUUGCUAGAUGUUAUUAACAAGAUAAAGAACAAUCCCGAUGACCGGAGGAUCGUUCUUUCUGCUUGGAAUCCAUCUGAUCUCAAACUAAUGGCACUUCCUCCUUGCCACAUGUUCGCUCAGUUUUAUGUAGCGAACGGGGAAUUAUCGUGUCAAAUGUAUCAGCGCUCUGCUGACAUGGGCCUUGGUGUUCCGUUCAAUAUUGCAUCAUAUGCUCUUCUGACGUGCAUGAUUGCUCAUGUUUGUGGUCUUGCUCGAGGCGACUUCAUACACGUGAUUGGAGAUGCUCAUGUUUACCGUACUCACGUGAGGCCAUUGCAGGAGCAGCUUCAAAAACUCCCCAAACCGUUCCCGACUUUGAAGAUUAACCCCGAGAAGAACGAUAUCGACUCUUUCGCGGCAGCUGAUUUCGAAUUAAUCGGUUACGACCCUCAUGAGAAGAUAGCAAUGAAAAUGGCAGUGUAGAACUUGAUCUAACUUGUUCAACAAACCAGGGUACUCAGUUCCUUUACCGUAUAUUAUUCAAAUUUUGAAGCAAGUGCAGUAAAAUUACCAUGAAAAUGUUCUAUGAGUUGUUUAUAAGUCGGGUUCGUUGGCGCUGAAGCGGUUUUUUAGCGAUAUUUCAGGUACGAACAUCGAAGGCGUUGGUUAAUAUGGUCUGCAAAUAAACAGUGCUAAUGGGAUAUAUACUUUAUACUUUACUAUGUCUAGUGAGAAUCCUUUAGUUCCUCUGGUUGGUUCUGAAGUGAUUUAGUUCGGUUUUGUAUUUGCUAUAGUUCUUUUAUCGUUCUCAUACAAAUACACGGUCGCUGCUAUUUUAAUACCGUGCUACAUACAAGUAUAAUGUAACCUCGAUCGAUCGGUUCUCGGACUUCAUCUGGAUUUGAAAUGAUGGAUUAUGUUGUGUAUA